Molecule: messenger RNA, 2190 nt
Organism: Stomoxys calcitrans (stable fly)
Lineage: Eukaryota; Metazoa; Arthropoda; Insecta; Diptera; Muscidae
Gene: fd59A
Product: fork head domain-containing protein FD3
Exons: 2
Coding region: 101-1702 (533 amino acids)
Biological process (GO): cell differentiation; anatomical structure morphogenesis; regulation of transcription by RNA polymerase II
Molecular function (GO): DNA-binding transcription factor activity, RNA polymerase II-specific; RNA polymerase II cis-regulatory region sequence-specific DNA binding
Source: RefSeq, a predicted model, not a curated record
UAAAAAAAAUUAAAAAAAAAACUUAAAUAUUCAGCAAAGCUAUAAAUGCUUGAGUGAAAUUUGUAAUAGAAAAUUAAAAAAUUUUAUCCCAAUUAUCAACAUGCAUACCUCCGCCGAUUUAGUUGUACUCAACGCUUGUCCUCCCACCUCGCAUUUAACCAACAUGCCCUUGUCUCCUCCACCAUCACAUUUAAAACGCAGAUCCGUUGCUUCUAGUCUAGUAACAUCAUCCGGAGCCUCUUCAGCUAUAACGGGUACAUCAACAAUAGCCGCCGGCUCUAAUCAUCAUGCACAUCACCCCGCUUCACACCAUCACCACCACCACUCACAUCAGCAGCAACCACAACAGCCCUCAUCAGCUCCUUCCUCCUCGUCAUCGUCGCAUGAGGAAAAUUCGGCGACGGCUAAUAGCAGUGACACAGAUGCGGAUAAAAUCAAUUCGCCAUUGGUAAAGCCGCCGUAUUCCUAUAUCGCUUUAAUAACCAUGGCCAUUCUGCAAUCGCCUCAAAAGAAAUUAACCUUAAGCGGCAUUUGUGAUUUCAUUAUGUCAAGAUUUGCCUACUACAAGGAUAAAUUCCCCGCUUGGCAAAAUUCCAUACGCCACAAUCUCAGUCUGAAUGACUGUUUCAUAAAGGUUCCUCGAGAGCCCGGCAAUCCGGGCAAAGGUAACUUCUGGACUCUAGAUCCUCUGGCCGAGGAUAUGUUCGACAAUGGCAGCUUCUUGCGGAGAAGAAAACGCUACAAAAGAGCACCGGCUAUACAAAGAUUUCCCUUUACGUCCGUCUUUGGCACGCUAUCACCAUUUUGGAUACGCAAACCGGUACCCUUGGUGCCGGUACACUUUAACGUGCCCAAUUUUCCAGGAGCCACAAGAGAUUGUUUCGACAUGCUGCAUGCGCCUGCGGCGUCAGAUGUUUUCGAUUCGGUGGCCUUGAGAGGGGUGGACAAUAAAAAAUUCAACUUCUUUGCCAAUGCCGAUCUGUCCAUGUAUCCAAGAAGUGCUGCGGAUAAAUUUGAAGCCUUUACCCGAGGAUCGCAGGUGAUGGCAGCUGGAGAUAGAGCAAUUGUGGACAUGAGUGCCACAAGCGAUUUGGAUAAAAUGAAAUUGUAUAGUUUUGCUACCCUGCCGGCCGGUGGCGAUGAGAAUGGUUUUAAUGCAGCGGCAAGUCAUCAACUGCAGCCACAUAACGGUCCUGCUGGCCAUUAUCAGCGCACCCUAAGUUCCCAGGAUUCCGAUGAGUCCGAUGAAGAUGAUCGCAUAGACAUUGAAAGUCCCGAUGAGCAGGACUCCCACAUAUCCGACUCCAUAGAAAGUUUAAGUACAAAUCGUUUAGAUGUCCAAGGGGAUUCGGAUGAUGGUGCGGCCGAAAGUGAGAGUGGAGAUCUAAAGCAACAGCUAAAGGACACCUCUUCGUGUAUUCUGCUAUUCAACAACUAUGAUAUCUCGAAUUCUCUGAUCAACAGCAAAUCAAACCGUCCAGACAAAAAUGCCAAUGAGUUAUUGCCGAAACGGCAUACAACUUCGCCACCCAGAACGGAAGCAAUUCCUGCCACCAUCACUGAUAUAGGCCAUACCUACAAGACGACCCUUCUGCCCUAUGAAUAUGAACAUGGGCGUACAGCAAAGCAUGGUACUGCCAGAGAUUUUCGCAUAGAAACCCUAAUUGGCAACAGAGAUGGGCCAGAGGCGGCUUGUGAUUGAAUACAGAGAGAAAAUCGAUAAUCACUCUAAGAUGGGAUAAGAUACUCAGCACGAUUAACACAAGUGAAACACUAUACAUUGUGACUAAUUUCAUUUGCCAAGUUCUUGAAUGUCCUCACAAAAGACCAAUUAGCGAAAGCGGAACUGUUGUUUUUUUCUUUUUAUUGUAAAUGUCAAACUCAUACUCCUCUGAUUGUCAAACGAAAAUUAAAAUAGAAAAACAAAAAAGAAAACUCAGCUAAAUUGAAACAAUUUUAAAAAUCUCUAAACUAUAACAAAUUAUGUACUUAAAGCUAAAUAAAAGAAAACAAAAGCAAACAUUUAACAAAAAUUUUUAUUGUAUGUAAAUGUACUUGUAUCUAUUUAUUUGUCUUGACUAGUCCUUAAGAACAAAUCACUCAUCUCGCUCACCCUCUUAUGUUAUUUAACAACAAAAAAAAAACAAUAAUAACACAGAACACAAACAAAAUCAAUACUGUAAAAAACGA